Macrobrachium nipponense is the source of this 4301-nucleotide messenger RNA. RefSeq lists its product as uncharacterized. The record is from RefSeq and is a predicted model, not a curated record. The coding region runs from base 107 to 3958 and encodes 1283 amino acids. NCBI's taxonomy places the organism in Eukaryota, Metazoa, Arthropoda, Malacostraca, Decapoda, Palaemonidae. The transcript has 29 exons.
CACAAUAGCGCCUGACAGGUUAGCGUCCGAUCGUGACAACAGCAGCUGUUUGCUUGUCCAGGCUUUAGCUACAUACCUAAGCGGACAGUUGUGGCUCGGAGAAGCCAUGGACUGGAAAUUUGUCAUUGCGCCCCUGCUCAUACUCCUACUCGCUGACCAGGCGGAAGGAUUAUGCUCGCCCAUCGAAUUCAGCCUAAGGGGCAUGAUGGUGCUACCGCUGACCAUAAAAAAAGCGCAGAUAUACUGCGCAGACGCCCUAUACGAACAAUUCAACAACGGGCGUCGAAGCUUGACCGUUGACUGCUCUCUCAAACAACCACUGAGCCCCGACAUCAUCUGCGUCAGACCGUCAGAUAAUUUGCUUCCAAGUUGUGACUCUUCUAGCCCUAAUCCAUCUGGCGUGAUUACUACAUUCAGUCUGGUUGAUCAAGUGCCUGGGCCAUCGUUGACAUUAAUAGACCUAGUCAUCUUUAAGCGAAUGGCUUGUUCAGAUCCAGCCCAAACGUUCAUCAACGGGGAAAUUGAAAUGGUGAGCGAAUGUAUCAACGGCAGUUGGACGCCGUAUAACGAGUGGUGUGAGCUACCCUGUCCCGUUCCUAGAGAUUGUUCGGAGAUUGGAUACAUGAGCGAUGGUUCGAGCGGUCUCUACCGAGUUGCGCCUGGGCUCGAUCCAGACGAAGCUGUGGAUGUGUGGUGCGAAAUGACUGGCACCCAGGGCGGAGGGACGGGCUGGACCACGCUGUUCCGUCACGUUGGGUCCAACUUCAUUGAGACGAACCUGAACUACACCGCCGGCUUUGGAGACCCCGAACUCACCUGGACCGACAACAGCACCUACUUCGCUGGGCUGGAUACUCUAGUGAAAUGGAACUCCGAUCUCCUCAGUACGCGAGACCUCGUAUUGCAAUUCCUGUUGGCGGACUUGAAUGGAAUCCAAUACCACGCGACUUAUGGAGGCGUGACGAUCCAGCCCAUGUCUUAUGUUUUGAAUAGCGUUGGGCAGUAUCAUGGAAAUGCAGGAGACGCAUUGUCUUCUCACGUUGGCAUGGCCUGGAACUGUAGUGUGCCGUCGAUUUGUUGGUGGAAUGUGGUUCCCGGAAUGGUUGGGGUCAGUUUUACAUCGACGGAAAUACGAUGGAUAGACAUGCCCUUGUCGUACAUACAUAUCCGCGUGCGGCCAACAUCGUUUGACAUAGCCGAAGGAUGCCCUGCCCAAUUCCGGGGAGAGAAGACUGAGAGUACGGCGAUGGAUCUUCCUCUCAGUCGACUUCCAAACACCACUUUCAGCUACACCUGUCUUGGCAAUUUCCAGCUGACGCCGCUGGAAGCAAAUGUCACCUGCGUAGGAUCAGCAGGGCUGUUCUCAUGGGACAUCGUUCCAGAUUUACCUUGCAAGUAUAUCCCUCCACCGGGGUUCACGAUGCUCCCUGGGAAUAGUUCCUCGGUAAAAGCUGUCGAUGUGCUGGCCACAGGAGGAGUGGUCGAGGCUUCUUCAUUGUGUGGUAAUGACAACUCUGCCUUGCUUAUUGUGGGGUCUUUGGAUGUCUUAGUUGGAAUGACCAAUGGUUUAUUCUAUUACACAGCUCAUAUGUUUAGGAACGGCAGUGUGAUACCUCCCCUGAUACCUGGCCUGACUUGUUCAGCGCCUGAUAUCUGCCAGGCUAACGAUACGUAUGCUUGCAUAGUUGUCGAUAAUAAAGGAACUUAUAAGGCAGUUGCUUGCGACACUCCUGAGGGGUUCCUCUGCUCUCAUCCAGGCAGCUGUAUCAGCGGGUACUCUCUACACAGAGGCCAGUGCUACAAAAUCAUCGGCGCCAACGGAGACAUGCGCCAAGCCCUGGACGCAUGCGUAGCAGAAGGCUCCGCCCUCGCUUACCCAGAGACCAUGAGUUCCCUGCAGUUCCUGGCGCAGCUGCUGACGGAGCAGCUAGGAGCCAAUCACCCUCAGCAAGACGUUAUAAUUGCUCUUCAAAACAGCAACGGGUCUUACGUGGGAGAAAAUGGACAGACUCCAGAUCCAGAUGUCAUAGCGAUGGCAUCGGGCGUGUCUGACAGAUGGCAUCAGCUGACCGUGAGAAGUGAUGGCAACUUUUCCUUGUCUCAGUCUCAACUUACUGGUGGAACCGCCUUGUAUGCUGCUUGUCAUUACUUGGGUCCGGCAGAUUGCCGGCGCGACCCUCCUCCGUCCGGUAUCUCCAGGAAUUCGACCUGGGAUGGAGUCACCCGAGCCCUCAGGACCAAAGUUAAUUAUACGUGUGCACCUGACACAUAUGCGGGUGAGGCUCACCUGACGCUACAGGUCUCCACCUGCCAUGGUCAGCUUGGCGGAUGGUCUGGGAUUAUGUACUGUGCACCGGCUAAUUUUUGUCUCUCGGAGUUCCCGCCAGCGCCGCCAAACGUGACCUUGACGCCGAACGUCACGUCACGGUGGCUCAACGGCGUCGUCCCUUACGACUGCCCGCCAGGAAUGGCGACGGAUGACGGGAACACGACGCAGAUAGUUAAGUGCCUCCAGGUGUCUCCUGGAGUGUACGCAUUUCAGCCUGACUUUGUCCGUCCAUGCAACGUUUGUCACGAAGCAAUCAACAUAUCAUCUGCGACAACGAACUGGAACACAUCGAUCACUUGGCGGGUGGGUGACCUCGCCUUUGCCAGUUGCUUAGAGGACUAUCGAAUUGCUUUUGGCGUCUCUAACUUUACAGUUGAGUGCACUCCGCAGGGGUGGCCACUUCAAAAUUCAUGUUAUGAAGCCUGCACAGAUCCUCCUCCAGCACUCGGAACGAACGUGACGAUGGAAGUUUAUACUUCAGAUGCCCUCAAUGCUACGAUAAACUACACUUGCCAAGCAGGAUACUACCUUCCCCCAACAGUGGAUAACCCCGCCCUAAGGAAUACGACUACAGCGACCUGCAUGAAAGACCCGACCCUAGCGACGACUCGGAAUGUUUGGUGGAGUCCAGAUGGCCCAGUUAUCAACUGCGUCAUGUAUUGUCUCGACGAUCCACCAGCUACCUCUGGCCUGAUCACCACUACAUGGGAUGGAGUUAAUCGCACGGCUGGAACCCAAUUCACUUACGGUUGCCCGGAUACAUUAGUUUUUGGGAAUUUCACCUCGACUUGGAAUAUAACUUGUCAGGCAGAUGGAUUGUGGACUCCAAUUGACUUGAAUGCAUUCGUCUGCAGGAAACCCGCCCCUUCCCCCCCUCCCCUGGCACCUUUCCAAGCAACAUUGGUGACUUCGGAAGUAAACUUCUGGGAUGGCUCCGUCGUCAACUACACCUGCAGGGAUGACCAGAUGUCGCCUCUAGGUGUACGACACUUCACCGUCACCUGCGGCCCCACGGGAUGGACGCCGGAACUAGAUCCAGAAUUCGUUUGCCUGAACAUUUGUUUGACUGCAGUGCCAGACGUAGCCUUCACGACCAAUAAUAAGUCUCAGUAUGCUUACUGGGAUACGGUGGUCGAGUUCGUCGCGGAUAGUGGCUACUUGUUUCCCGAUUACACGGCCGUCCAACAGACGAAGUGUUCAGACGGAAAUUGGACCUUACCGCAGAUACCUCUGGCAAGAAAUGACCUACCGCCUGUGCCCACCUCACCCCCUGGCAGCUUCAUUGCAACAAUGCCCCCUUACCCGGUAGGAUCCUCUGUCAAUUACACGUGCCCGGGAGAUAUGCGCUUCCCCAACGGUGAAGUCUACACGACCGUCACUCGUACAGAAACUGGCUGGACGCAACUGGAUCCUACCUUCGUCUGCUUGAAUGUGUGCCUAGAGGAACCUCAUUACGUCUACGGGAACAUCACCUACAAUUACACCGGGUUGGUCACCUGGGGCACUGCCAUCGAGUACCGCUGCAACGGGCAGUUUCACGGAGGAAACUCUACCGUCAUCAACUACUGCCAGGAAGGAGGUACCUGGAGCCUCUUUUACCUGCCUUACUGCAUCAGUUCCGGUAGGUAGGCCUAGUGCCCUUUUAGAGUUUUGUAUUUCAAGUGUAAGGCUGUCAGUAUACUGGAAUAUUGUUUAUAAGCCAGAAAAUUGGGCAUAUGAUGAAAUAGUUAGUUACCUUAUACCACAAAGUUUGCUUACUGAAAUAGUGUAUAUAAAGAGUGUUUACUGGUGUAUAUAAAGUUUACUGAAAUACUGUUUGUUUACUGAAAUACUGUCUUUCUAAAACCCCAAAGGGUUUGUUUACUGAAGUGGUGUAUAUAUGCUGAAAUAGUGUCUAUUUCUAUGGCACUUAAUAAUUUAUUCACUGAGAGUGUCCUAUAUGAGUAAGUAAAUAUUAUUUCGAAAGUCUUGA